UGACUGUUUACCUGAAGGAGGUCAGGUCACACAGGUGGGGGAGCGAGCGCUAGUGUGGAUAAGAAGCUUAGCUGAUUCCUGUCAUUGCCAGCGUUUGAACGUUUCGGGUAGACUGUCAGGGUGCUUGUGGUCAGUGGCAACCAACGGGCAGACAGACUGGAAGAUGUUACUGCUGAUGGUCUGUGCCUUGAUGGCAACGGCAACCUGGAGCCAAGAGUUCGAGCCACGAAGCUUUCUUCCUCCAAAUCCCUACAUUUCAUCACCGGCUCGAUUUGAUGGGACCUACGUAGGCCCUAUCAGUACCAGGCAGACAUACAGGAGUGGAAAGUAUCUACUAACAGCUCCCCAGAUAGCUAUCCCAGGGUUCAAUUUCACGAUGAUGUUUGAGUCGUUCAUGGACGAGCCAGUCAGGCUACAAGCUCGAAUUUAUUCCAGAACCUACGACAGUCUGUCCAGGAUAUUUACGUAUCCUACUGUUGUGACAACAUCCGGUUCAUUUGUCAAAGGUGAGCGUGGAGUGCUAGAUUUGCCCAUCCCUGCCAACCUGAUGCCAGACAACUCCUACUACUGGGAGGUGGGUUGUGACACCUGUACCUUUUUAAACACGGGUGGAACCCCCGAGGAACAUGCUACUAAAUACUACCUCAACAACUACCUCAGCGUUAAGGGGGACGUGACCACCAUCCUGGUACAGACAGACAAGGCCAUUUACAAACCAGGCCACAUCGUUCACUACAGGGUGUUUGCAGUUUAUCCAGACCUACAGAUGUACACAGGAACAUUUCAGAUCGAGAUUCGGGAUCCAAACCGUAACAUCAUUCAGCGACUGUCGGAAUCAUCAGGGAGACAGGGUGUAGUGGAAGGGAGUCUUACCUUGGCCGACAAGCCUCUCUUUGGCGACUGGACCAUUUCAGUGCAAAUUCAGACAACCACCCGUACAGACUCUUACUCCAAAACGUUCACAGUGCAAGAAUACAACUUGCCGAGGUUUGAAGUGACGGUGGACGUACCGUCCUACGUCCUGACUACGGACGAAGACCUCAAGGGCUCGGUUAAGGCCACCUACACGUUUGGACAACCCGUUAAAGGUCUGGUAGAGCUUCAUGUAUCCUCCACACAGGGGCUGGACUAUUGCGGGAAAGAACCUCGCUUCAUGCAGAUAGCCUUUGAUAUCGAUGGCGAGGCAAAGUUCUCUGUACCCAGGGUGGACAUCGCUCGGGUAACCAGUACAAACGACGGUGACAGUAUCAAGGUGACGGCCAUUGUGAAGGAGACGUUGACGGACGUGAAGCUGCAGGGGUCGGCGGUGGUGACCUACAGGAGCACGCCGUACAAAGUGACCAUACUGGACAACACGCCUGGUGUCUUCAAGCCUGGACUUCCAUUCAGUGUCUUCGCCAAGGCUUCAAUGCAAGACGACAGUCCAGUGGCUGGUGCCACCACCAUGACCAUCUUCACAAUGGCUCACUACAACAUCCCCGCGGACAACAGCUUCCUGUACGGGGUGUCACAGUUCACGGGUACCUACCCGUUGCCAGUAAGGACGAUUGAUGUUCCUCCAUCCGGUGUAGUCAAGAUCGACAUCGACAUCCCCUCCAACGCCACCUCGCUUGACGUCACUGUGGAUUUUAAAGGUGUGACAGCCAUCAAGAACAUUUACAAAAUGUUCUCUAUCAGCAAUAAUUAUCUGCAACUAACCCUUCUCGACAAAAACCUUAAGAGUGGACAAACAGCCCGCAUUCAGGCGAAGGCUACGGAGCCCAUUGGUCGCCUGUGGUACCAGGUUCUUUCCAGAGGAAUAGUCUACGAAGCCACCAGCGUGGACGCUAAAGGUCAACACUUGCUGGUCAUUACCAUUCCAGUGACCCCUGACCUGGCGCCAACCGCCCACAUGAUGGCCUACUACGUGCGCCCUGACCUAGAAAUCGUGGCGGACAGCAUCGCCUUCAACGUCGAUGGAAUCUUUGAAAACGAGGUAACUCUGGAACUCAGCACCAACAAAAGCGAGCCGCACACUGACCUGGAUGUCUACCUCACCGCUGACCCUGACUCCAUGGUCUACUUGCUCGCUGUCGACCAGAGUGUCCUACUCAUGAAAACCGGAAACGACGUCACACCAGACGAGGUGGCAGACGCAGCUGCGAGCUACAGUGUAGGCAAGAAGCCAUCCGACUCCGAAUUCGCUCUUUCCCUCAGUCAGCAAAACAUCGCAGGUACCAUCCAGGGAGCCGGUGUUAGUGUUCUCUCGGAUGCAAAUCUUUAUGCGACUUCUGCUCCUACAGGUGAACUACCAAAGGAUCCAUCAAUUUACGGACCUGAUGUACAUGUACUAGCCACCCUACCACCACUCCCUAAUCUAUUUCCAGGUGGUGUGGAUUCGGGGUUUAUGAGACCUGAAGCACACCUGCCUAUGUUCUCUACAACGCCAUCGCUCAACGGACUUAUGGGAGGCUCUAUGGACGCACUGAAAAAUCAGCCUCUACAGGAGGUAGAGCGGGUGCGCAACCUGUUCCCCGAGACCUGGCUCUGGCUGAACCAGACAGUCGGACGCAAUGGCACGGCCACGAUUCACACCACAGUCCCAGACACCAUCACCUCCUGGAUCACCACAGCCUUCGCCACCAACCUGCAGUCUGGCCUGGGAAUCACUUCAUCUGCUGCUAAGUUGACGGUCUUCCGCUCCUUCUUCGUGAGUCUCACCCUGCCUACGUCAGUCAUCAGGGGAGAGUACGUUGUGGUGCAGGCCAGCGUCUUUAAUUACCUCCCUUCAGACGUGUCGGUACUGGUGACACUGCCAGCCUCUCACGAGUACUCCAGUGUCGUCAUCACGUCCGAUGGAAGUGAGGCGAUUGAUUCAGGAGACCAAGAACGUGCAGUGACCGUGAAGUCUAACGAGCAGGCUGUGGUGUACUUCCCCAUCAUCCCCACGGCCCUGGGAGCCAUCGACAUCGAGGUGUCCGCCAGGUCCACGCUGGCUGCUGACGCCGAACGUCGACAACUCAACGUUGAGGCUGAAGGCGUGCCCAACGAGUUCAGUAUCCCGGUCUUUAUCAACCUCGGUCCUAACGGUUCGGACACCUUCACCCAGACAUUCCCCAUCACCGUGCCUAGCGACGUCGUGGAAGGUUCCUCCAGGUCACGAAUAAAGGUCACAGGGGACAUUUUGGGACCCAGCGUUGAUGGUCUCGACACUCUUCUGCGCAUGCCUACUGGAUGUGGCGAGCAGAACAUGAUCAGGAUGGCGCCUAACCUCUACGUCUCCAAUUAUCUCAAGGCCACAGGACAGAUGACCUCUGACCUUGCAAUACGAAUCAAGAAUCUUCUAGAAACAGGCUACCAGAGAGAACUCACCUACCAGAGACAAGAUGGCGCCUUCAGCACCUUUGGGAACAACGACAACUCUGGCAGCACGUGGUUGACGGCGUUCGUCCUCCGUGUGUUCCACGAGGCGAGGUCGGAUGUUUAUGUGGAUUCUGCUGUCCUUCAGAGAGCCAUGGACUGGCUGAUACAGCGACAGAACACUGACGGCUCCUUCAACGAGUUCGGACACAUCUUUGACCCACAGAUGAGGACAUUUGGCGACCAUUCCUCGGGUCUGACGGCUUUUGUUCUCCUGGCUCUGCUGGAGAAUGCUGACGUCCCAUUGACGAUAGUUCAAAAGGAGGCUUACAACAACGCCACGUCACGUGCACUCCACUUCCUGGAGACCACCCACGCCAACAUCGCCGACGACCUUUCCUUGGCUCUCACCACCCUGACUCUGGUGAAGGCCAGAAGUCCUGCUGCUGAUGUGGCAUUCGCCAAGCUGAUGUCUCACUCCAUCACAGAGCACGGGAUGACAUUCUGGAAGUCAAACGAGACACUUGCUAUCAACGCCUACAGCCACUGGCGUCCAGCCUACGUACGCGCUCGACCAAUCGACAUCCACGUUACAUCCUACGCGCUGUUGGUGUUCGCAGCCAAAGGCCUGUUCCAGGAAGGAAUGAGCGUCCUUCACUGGCUAACUCGUCAGCGAAAUCCCUACGGUGGCUUUGCUUCUACACAGGACACCAUGGUUGGCCUGCAGGCGAUGACCGAAUUCUUGAAGGAAGCCACUCUUUCUGGAUCCGACCUUCACCUGGACGUGAGGACUGAGCACACUGUUCCCCACUUUGACAUCAGCUCCACUAACAGUCUCGUACUUCAAGCUAAGGAGCUGUCGUAUAUUCCAUCAGAAGUAACAUUUGAGGCUUCGGGAAGAGGCGUUGCUGUUACCGAGCUGGACGUGUUCUUUAAUUCAGAAUCAGACUUCGGCGAACCAGCUUUUGGUGUGUCUACAGUUCUCAUGGACGACUACCUUAAUAGCUUCAAGAUCAUGAUCUGCACACGGUGGCUGUCUGCUGGAGAAAGUGGUAUGGUGGUGCAGGAAGUAGGAAUCCCAUCAGGCUUUGCGCCGGAUAUGACGAGCAUAGGGAACGUGGCCGGUCUGAAGCGUGUGGAGCAGCGGGGACGAUUCCUCGAUGUCUACAUCGACAAGGUCACCAAGAACUCACUGUGCUACACAGUCAUGUUUGACCGCCAGGACAAGGUGGCCCACUCACAGCCCAGCUACGUCAUCACACAGGACUACUAUGAACCCAGUAACCGUGCGACGACAACGUACCUGCCGACGAGUCUUCGCGAUGCCGCAGUGUGUGACGUGUGCCGAGACUGCUGCUAAAAAUAGACCUGUGACGUAAUGAACCCUACAAGAGUUCACUGGCAGACAGCCUCCUUGUUACAUAUAAAUAGCUGUAAAUAUUAG
Pomacea canaliculata is the source of this 4783-nucleotide messenger RNA. RefSeq names its product CD109 antigen-like. The transcript is spliced from 41 exons. Gene Ontology annotation, molecular function: endopeptidase inhibitor activity. Lineage: Eukaryota; Metazoa; Mollusca; Gastropoda; Architaenioglossa; Ampullariidae. Bases 164 to 4699 code for a protein of 1511 amino acids. The record is from RefSeq and is a predicted model, not a curated record. Gene Ontology annotation, cellular component: extracellular region.